AUACAUCUAUUUUCUGUUCAGUAGGAAACCCAGGGGUUGAACCCAGUGGUCAUCCCGCUCCCCUUCUCCCUCAGCUUCUGUCUAUCCUAGUCUACGGACAUCCAAACACAGCACACAGCUGGAGGGAUGCUGACCUUUGUGAGGGGAGCAGUGCAGCCAGUGAUGGUCAGCAGGACGAGGGAUAUUAUCCACAAACGCAACUCCAGCAUCUACAGCAAACCACCCAAAAACAAGAUCGGACCUGGGCAAAGUUUCUUGAUCAUGUCUGUGUUUGCCGUCGCCCUCCUGGCCCCCGCCGGCUGGAUUCUACACCACAUCCCAGAAUAUCGAGAGAGAGCAAAAACUCCACCAUCCUGAGAACCAUCCACUUCUGUCAUGAUCAGCAGAGGCCUGGCUAACCUCUAAAGCAUUAUUCACCUCCAGAGAAACAAUUCAAUCAUCUGCAUCAUGAGCAACUUCGGACGUAAUAAUAUAAUAUAAAAAAUCUGUUAUUGUAAUGAUAGCAAUAAUAAAAUACAUAACAGUCAUAUUUACAAUAAAAAUGGAAUGAAAUGAAAUAAUAAAAUUGUCCAGUUGUUUAUGAGGUCCCAUGUGAAUAUAAUGAGAAAAACAGUAUAAUCCUGUGGUGUUUAGUGCCUUAGGACUGUGACCCUUAAUGUAAGCAGUGGCCCUUAUUAUAUACGCUUUCCACUGCAAUAAAGUGUCUUUUUAUACCGUCUGUUUUGGUUGAUAAGUUUCACUGGGAUAAUUGUCCUUGCCUUGAGGGCACCACUUAAAAGUAUACACAGAAGUUAGAUUGCUUUUCUUGAGGAAAAAAUCACUUUGAUUAUGUCCUAUGAGUUUGUGGUGCAGAUACUGAAUAUCAUAGAUGAAGCUUAUUAUAAGGCCAGUGGGUAAAUUUGAUCAUGAGUGGGGUUAGAUUUACUAAUGCUUUCUUCCAAACCCUCUUUUGGUGUUAAAAAACUACUGUCAGAAUCUAGUAAAAGACACAAGCUGAAAAAUGUGAUGAAAGGCAUGAACAUAGUUUCCAUUUUACAUGCAAAAUGUACGGAGGAGAUUAUUUCAGUGAAUAAUUUGAUGUAAUUUAUAGUUUGUGGCAGUCAGUUUAGAUCAUGAGUGAACUUGGUUUGUAAAUGGGAAUACGUCAUGCUGUAC
Molecule: messenger RNA, 1155 nt
Organism: Danio aesculapii
Lineage: Eukaryota; Metazoa; Chordata; Actinopteri; Cypriniformes; Danionidae
Product: COX8 domain-containing protein
Exons: 2
Coding region: 127-357 (76 amino acids)
Biological process (GO): mitochondrial electron transport, cytochrome c to oxygen
Cellular component (GO): mitochondrion
Source: RefSeq, a predicted model, not a curated record